Molecule: messenger RNA, 2206 nt
Organism: Strongylocentrotus purpuratus (purple sea urchin)
Lineage: Eukaryota; Metazoa; Echinodermata; Echinoidea; Camarodonta; Strongylocentrotidae
Gene: exosc6
Product: exosome complex component MTR3-like
Exons: 7
Coding region: 126-971 (281 amino acids)
Biological process (GO): U4 snRNA 3'-end processing; nuclear mRNA surveillance; poly(A)-dependent snoRNA 3'-end processing
Cellular component (GO): nuclear exosome (RNase complex); cytoplasmic exosome (RNase complex); nucleolus
Source: RefSeq, a predicted model, not a curated record
CGCUGAACCCGAAAGUAUCUCAUGACAGCACAUCCUUUAAGAACAGCUGGCGCAUGCAUGCUGCUAAAACUUCAAAGUGCUGGAAACUUUAAAAUUUAGUUGGAAACGGAAAAAAUAGAUUUACAAUGCCGACGGAUACCAAACGAAUUCAAGGGCCAGAUGCGUCGCAGAGUACUUUUCUGUAUAAGAAAAGGGCCAAUACAGUUCAACCAGCGCUACUAGAGGAAGGAAAGCGACAAGAUGGAAGAUCACCUCUAGAAAUCAGACCAAUAUUUCUCAAAGCUGGGGCGGUCAGUCAGGCCAAAGGAUCGUGCUACAUGGAGAUGAAGAACACCAAGGUCAUCUGCGCUGUGUAUGGGCCGCGAGAGGUGCCGCGGAGAGACGGCUUUGUCAUCAAUGGUCAGCUCAGGUGUGAGUUCAAAUUCGCCACCUUCGCCAGUGAAGUGAGGCACGGACACUUGACCAGUCACACUGAGAAGGACCUGGCGUUGCAGGUUCAACAAGCCCUGGAACCAGCGGUUUGUUUGCACAAGAUACCAAAGUCCCAAGUUGAUAUAUUUAUCACAGUACUUGAAAACGAUGGGAGUGUUCUGUCAGCAGCCAUUACAUGCGCAUCCAUUGCCGUUGCAAAUGCUGGGAUCGAGAUGUAUGACCUUGUUAUUGGCAGUUCGUUGAGACAAACCGGAGAAACACUGCUGCUAGAUCCAACAGCAUUUGAUGAAACUGCCGAGUCAGAGUCUACAGAUGAUACACAAGCAAUCGUCACUGUGGGGUUUCUUCCUUCUCUCAAACAAGUCUCGUGCUCGGUCCAACAAGGACAGCUCCAAUGUGAAGACUCUAUCAAGGCUUUACAGCAGUGUAUUGAUGUGUGUGAACGUUACUACCAAGUUGUCUACGAGUGCUUGAAGAAAUCGGUCAAGAAAUUAAAGUCACCAGUGGAGUCCCCCAUGGACGAAGCUCCUGCAUCAUGACACUGAUAGACGGCGCUAUGUCAGGUGGACCAUAUGAAAGCAUUAAGGCUGUAACCUAUAACAGACUCUUAUGUUGAAAUUAAGUGAAGUUUUUGAUGAUUUCAGCUGAGCAACCAUACAUGUGAAGAGUUAUAAGGGUUAAGAGAUCACCUCGUAUACCUAUUUCUUAUACUGGAUUGACUACUUGGGUCGGUCAUGGAUUAUCAAGGAUUGAUCCAGGGUAGAUUAGUCUGCAAGAACACAGUCCAAUUUGACACUUUACUACUAUUACUAAAGCCUUGAGCAGAGCCUGGCUCUGAAUGUCUCCGGUUGUGUCUGGAGCAGCGUAAGUACAGAGCCUGUGCAGUUUACCGUCAUCUUAGUCUUGCAGUGCAAACACUAGAGCGCUUUCGCAAAAACGAGGGAAGCAAAGACGACGGGAGAAUUACUGCGAUACAGCUCUUCCAUCGUGGUUAGGGAACGAACGCUAUCAUGGCCGCGUACGGUCGUGAAAAUCAACAGGACGGAGAAAAUUCUGGUUCGGGCAUGCGCAGAUUGUUUUUUCGCUUGUGCUACCGUCGUCUUUGCCUUCCGUCAUGUUUGCGAAAGCGCCCUACUGUUAAGCACUGUGACUGACAAGAGUUUGUGCCGGCAAACGAGGGUAGGUCACACAUGUGGAGAGGGAAAUGAGCUUGUAAUUCAUUUAUUUUCAGGUUUUCAUAUUUGUAGCAGAGCAAGACUUUGUUAUAACAAGUCCCAACAUGUUUUGGCAAAAGCUUGUUUAACACCUUCCCGGUAACAUUUUGAAUAAUUGUCAUAAUUGGACUUUCAGGAGUGAAUGUUUGACGUUAAAGUUGCUCAAGUGUGGGUAUACAGAGGGCAGCACACGGACGUACGCACAGGAGUGUAAUACCCAUGGGCUCAAUGUUAUGUAGUGAUCGCCAAGUUGUCUACUUUACUUUGCCUAUAUACCCACGCAUGAACAUCUUUAAAUGCUUCUGUGAUAAAUUGGACUUAUAUAUUUUCUUCGGAAAGGAAAAAACCUUCUUCAAAGAGGUUACGGUUUCUGCUUCUGGAGAAAAAUAUAGACCUUUUUACUUCAAACACAUCAUUCAGAACAUGGGAUUUGCUGCUCGCAGCACUGAAGAGGUUAAUAAUCCUGUCAUGUAUUUUACUUGUUAAGGAUGUUUCAAACAUCAAUUUAUAUUUGUAAAUCUUGUAAUAAAGGGAACAUUUCUCAUGUCUUUUUAAUGAGA